Molecule: messenger RNA, 3495 nt
Organism: Chara braunii
Lineage: Eukaryota; Viridiplantae; Streptophyta; Charophyceae; Charales; Characeae
Source: the annotation of a GenBank genome assembly
UCGACUUACCGCAACGACGGCGGUGAUUAGCGUCUGUCUGCUCAUUCAUCUGACUUCUUUGCUCGUGUUGCGCACUCGUCUAUCGCCCCUCGGUUCUGUGUUCUUUCUCAGCUAUUCGACUCCCUUCUUCUAGGUUGUUGUUGUUCUUCUUCUUCUUCGUCGUCGUCGUCGUUGAGUUCAUCGUCGUCCUUCGUGCGUGGAGUUGUUGACGCCCACCUGAGGAUGAUCGGCGCGCAGUGGAUCGAAAUGCGCGUCGGGGAACGUGCACUUAACUGAGACUACUACCGUCUUCACGCGAAGAGAACGUACCGUCUUUUUCGUUGCAUCUGGACCGAACUUUGGGCCGAAUACACGGACACAAUGGCAGUACGUUUUAUUCGGGGGAGGAGGGUAGAAGGCGCGGCAUUGUAUUACUUGCUGUAUUAAUCUUGUGAAGCGUGUGUGGAAUGCAGUUGGCCCCUGUUUUCACUAUUCUUCUUCUUCUUCUUCUUUUGCAUCGUUGUCCUCCGUGGAGUCGUCGACGCCAUCGCCGUUCUUUGAAAGGUGUUUCAAUGACUAGCGCUUUCAAAGUCCUCUCUCCUUCUUCUCGUUGUUCCCUUCCUCCUCCGUCUUCUUCUUCUUCUUCUUCUUCUUCUUCUUCUUCUUCUGCUGCUGCUUCUUCUUCUGCUCCUGCUUCUGCUUCUACAUCUGUUUUUAUUUCCACGUCGUCAAUUUCCGAGUUGUCGUUGUCGUCAUCAUGGGGCAUUCGAUGGGGGUAUCGGCAGAAGAGGAUGGCUGCGAAGGUGACAAUUUUACACGUGUCAGCUCGUCGUCCCGUUUUCCUUCUGAGCCUGAGGUUGGCGUUGCUGCUUUUUUUGUCGGAUGUUAUCCGAUCCGCUGCUGCUGCCACGUGGCCGUACCGUGAAGCAUUGUCCAAAUCUCUUCUCUUCUUCGAGGCUCAGCGAUCGGGACGUUUGCCGCCCUCGAACAGAAUCCCUUGGCGCGGCGACUCUGCGCUGAACGAUGGCAAAGAUGUGGGCAUCGACCUCACCGGUGGGUAUUAUGACGCGGGAAACAACGUGAAAUUUACCUUCCCUUUGUCGUUUGCGAUGACCAUGCUCUCCUGGGGGGUCGUCGAAUACCGACAACAGUUUCAGCAAGCUGGGGAGCUGCAAAAUGCCCUCGACGCCAUCAAGUGGGGUACCGACUACCUGAUCAAAGCGCAUCCGGAACAUGGCGUUUUCUACGCAAGUGUAGGAGAUGGUAACACUGAUCAUGCAUGUUGGGUAAGGCCAGAAGACAUGACGACCCCUCGGCCAUCGCGCAAAGUGGACAUGUCACAUCCGGGGUCUGAUGUGGCAGCUGAAGGAGCAGCUGCUUUGGCCUCAGCAUCCAUUGCUUUCCGCCGUGUCAAUCCAGGAUAUGCUGAUGUGCUAGUUCAGCAUGCAAGGCAAUUGUUCACCUUUGCUGACUCUUACAGGGGUUCCUAUAGCGACAGCAUCCCUAGUGUAAAGCCAUUCUACAAAUCCUGGAGCGGAUACGAAGAUGAGCUCCUGUGGGCGGCAGCUUGGCUUUACCGUGCAACCAAGGAGAGGUCAUUUGCCGACUACUUCCUUGGGCCUAAUGCAGCAAAGUUUCAAGGAACAACCACCAACAACAACAGGCAACAGUUCAGCUGGGACGAUAAGCUUGUGGGAGUGCAGGUGAUGGCUGCAGGUCUUUGGUUAAGUGAAGAGGCAGAGAAAAAUGAUGAUCAGAAUCUCCUUGCACACUACAAGGCCAGAGCAGAUGAUUUCUUGUGUGCUCACCUUGGUGGCAAAAUUACAAAGACACCAGGAGGCUUGAUUUGGUUAGGCGAUUUUGUUCCUCUUCAGUAUGCAGCUGCUGUUUCAUUUGUAUUUGUCGUGUAUGCGGAUUAUCUAGCGUGUGCGGAACCUCCCAAGAAUGUGCUUUUUUGCCAGGGAGGCAAAAUGUACACACCUGCAGACCUGCUUGCCUACGCAAAGAGACAGGCUGACUACAUACUGGGAGACAACCCAAGGAGGAGCAGUUAUGUUGUUGGAGUGGGGCGGAAUCCUCCUCAACGAGUGCAUCAUCGAGGAGCAUCAAUCCCAUCUUUCAAGACAGAUCCCGAAAACUACACAUGUGGAAAGGGCUUUGAAUUCUAUAGAAGCCGUCAACCGAAUCCAAACACCCUGUUUGGAGCUGUGGUGGGGGGCCCUGCCCAAGAUGAUUCGUUCACGGAUGAUCGACAAAACUUCAGGCAAACAGAGCCGUCCGUCUACACCAAUGCCCCGUGGGCUGGGCUGAUGGCGCGGUUGGCAAGCAUCAACAAUGCCAGCGGUGACAAAGUAACGAUGUCAGGACCAAAACCAGGAGGGUCCCUUGCGGAUGACCUUUCCUUGCACCAAAAGUCCAUCACUGAUCCACUUCCUGGACAACAAGUAUUGCCCUCACCAGCGGUGAUGGCGUCAACAACAACUGCUCAGCUGAUAUUCUCUCCUCCUUCGAGUGCACUCUCGUCCUCCUCCUCUCUAUCCGUCAUGUCAGCAUCACAGCCGUACCAGAGCUCUACGAGUAACAUACCAGCUGGGCAAGGGCAAGUUCGUCCAGCUCUUAUCGAUCAAGUGAUGACAAGUUCAAGCCCCCCUCCCCCUCCCUCUUUCCAGCCUGGUAUCUCACCAGUUAUACGGGCUCAAAUUCUAACUCAAAGCCAACCAGUGAAUCAGUCCAGCAGAGGAAAUGCAGAUUGUGGUCCCCAGGAAGAUAGAUCCAUUCUUCCACCAGGUGCCGUGGUCAUCACGCCAGGGUCUUCUCUACCUUCUGAUCGUUCUUCUGUAGCCAAUCAACCCAGCCCCACCACCACUUCCAGACCUGGUGCUCAAUCUGGGGCCAGUCCUCCUCCAGCAAUAUACUACUCUCCAAGUUCCCCUGUGUUGCUUCCUUCUCCCCCAGCUCCCACUACUGUCGUGAUUACAACUCAAGGGACCGCAGGCAAUCAGAAUACCCAGAGUUCCCAAGUGUGGACUCAAGGGGGCACUCAAGCAGAGGCUCAAGGCAUUCAGGGCGGGUCUCAAGGGGGCAUGCAAGCAGGGGCUCAAGGUGGGACUCAAGGUGGGACUCAAGGGGGAACUGAAGGGGGUACUCAACGUGGUAUUCGAGGUGGGACUCAAGGUGGGACUCAAGGGGGAACUCAAGCAGAUUCUCAAGGUACUGAAGGGGGGCCUCAAGACAGAACUCAAGAGGUGGCUCAAGGGGGAACUCAAGCAGAGUCUCAAGGCACUGAAAGGGGGCCUCAAGACAGAACUCAAGAGGCGGCUCAAGGGGGAACUCAAGGGGCAACUCAAGUGACAGCUCAAGGGGCAACUCAAGUGACAGCUCAAGGGGCAACUCAAGUGACAGCUCAAGGGGCAACUCAAGUGACANAACUCAAGUGACAGCUCAAGGGGCAACUCAAGUGACAGCUCAAGGGGCAACUCAAGUGACAGCUCAAGGGGCAACUCAAGUGACAGCUCA